Messenger RNA from Mycena citricolor, 542 nucleotides. The record is from the annotation of a GenBank genome assembly. Lineage: Eukaryota; Fungi; Basidiomycota; Agaricomycetes; Agaricales; Mycenaceae.
AACCCACUCCCGUCAUGCCCCACCAAGGAUCCUGCCUCUGCGGCAAAGUCUCUAUCGAGAUUGGUACUACUGAAAAGAACCAGAUCGUCUGCCAUUGUACCGACUGCCGCCAGACGAGUGGCAGCGCCUUCAGCACGAAUGUCCUAGUUCCCAAGACAGAAGUCAAGAUCACUGGACCCGUCCAGAGCUUUGAUCUCAAAGCGCCGUCUGGAAACAUCGUGACGCGCGUUUUCUGUGGGAACUGUGGAAGCGCCAUCACGCAUCUGACGCCCGCUUUCGGCGAGUCCCAGGCGGUUCAGACCGGCAACUUCAAGGAUUUCGCCGACAUCCCGAUCGGAAUGGAAAUCUUUGUCAAAAGCCGAUGGACAGGCCUGGGCCCAGUUGCUGGUGCAACACAAGUGCAGGGCAUGCCCUGAACGGGCAUCGAAGAAGUUGAUUCACAAGUGCACUCUGUUCUUCGUUCUUCCCGGUGUACAAGGUCUUCCUACAUACGAAUCAGAUGCAACAGUUUUCCGAGUCUUGUCAAACAAACUUAGUCCUGA